GGAAGGAUCACUUCACGAGUUGCUACAGGCCACCAUGGCUGAGGAGGAUGCGGCGUUUGAGUAUGCCCGGAGUCUAAACAGCUCCGGUACCUUAGCACCUGUCCUUCAUGCGUCCAUCCACCUCGACAUCUUCAAUAUCAUAGCUCGAGCAGGCCCUGGAGCAGAGCUCUCGGCAUCUGAAAUUGCUGCUCAGCUCCCCACAAAGAACCCAGAUGCACCUUUUUAUCUCGAUCGCAUGCUGCGGCUCCUUGCUUGCUACUCUGUUCUCACGUGCUCUUCGAGAUCCACUGGAGAAGAAGAAGAUGGGAAGGUUGAGAGGCUUUAUGGACUUGCUCCCCCAGCCAAAGCCUUUGUUCCCGAUGAAGAUGGGGCUGCCUUGUCCGCAUUUCCAUCCAAUUUAGGAAUGAUAGAGCCCUUGCUAUACUUGAAAGAUUUCAUCCUUGAAGGAGGAGGCAAUCUGUUUGAAAGAGUACAUGGGAUGACCUUGUACGAGUACGUAAGUAGAGAUCCAGAGUACAACGAAGGAUUCAACAAGACAUUAACUAAUUAUUCCAAAAGACCCAUGAAGAAAAUCCUUGAAAUAUACAGAGGAUUUGAAGGAGUAACAUCUUUACUCGAUGUUGGAGGUGGAAGCGGAGCUAUCAUUGACAUGAUCGUGUCAAAAUACCCGUCCAUCAAGGGCAUAAAUUUUGACCAGCCUCAUGUCAUACAGAAUGUCCCAUCUUAUCCUGGUGUUGAACAUGUUGCCGGAGAUAUGUUCGUAAGCAUCCCAAAGGCUGCAGAUACUCUUAUGAUGAAGGAUGUCCUUCACAAUUGGAACGAUGAACUAUGUGUGAAAGUCCUUCAAAAUUGCUACGACGCAUUGCCGAGCCAAGGGAAGCUCAUUGUUAUAAGCUUUAUGAUUACUGAGACAGCAGAGUCAAGCAGCUGUGCUAAGCAUGUGGCCCAUGUUGAUAUCAUAAUGUUUAUGCAUCAUGGAGGCAGGGAAAGAACUGAGAGAGAGUUCAAGGCCUUGGGCAAGGCAGCUGGGUUUUCAGGUUUUCAGGUCGUUUCGUUUGCUUAUAACUCGGUUGCAGUCAUGGAGUUCUACAAGUGAUUUGGUACGCAAUGCCUAUUAAACUUCUCCAACGUAUGGUGAGGAAAAUGAUGACUAGGUGAAAUUAUUACUCAUAUGGUUAAUUUCCUGUGUUUUGUUGGAAUGAUAGUAUGCCAUCAAAAACGUAAUUUUCAGGACAAAUUGCACAUUAAAAGUGCAAUUUGAACACUGAAAUUAUUAGAAAACUCUUAAUAACUCUUUUUAUGUUCA
This is a messenger RNA of Rubroshorea leprosula, 1306 nucleotides long. NCBI's taxonomy places the organism in Eukaryota, Viridiplantae, Streptophyta, Magnoliopsida, Malvales, Dipterocarpaceae. The record is from the annotation of a GenBank genome assembly.